This is a messenger RNA of Prunus armeniaca (apricot), 1251 nucleotides long. The record is from the annotation of a GenBank genome assembly. NCBI's taxonomy places the organism in Eukaryota, Viridiplantae, Streptophyta, Magnoliopsida, Rosales, Rosaceae.
AUGAUCAGCACCAUCAGCGGGGGACCCACUUUGGCGGGAUCAUCAAAUCGAUCAAUAAAGCAUUACGUUCGUGCUGCUCACUAUCCACAAGUCUUCGGCAUAGAGGCCAACCGGCACAACAAGGUGUCGAAGGUAGGAUGGGAGCCCAUCACUUUCUGUGAGGAAGAAGAGGAAGGGGUCAUUUAUCCCCAUGAUGACCCGAUGAUCAUCCGAGCUGAAAUCGUUGACUACAAUGUCAGAUGGGUGCUGAUCGACAACGGAAGCUCGGUAAAUGUAAUAUUUGCCGAUGCUUUCAAGGAAAUGGGAGUAGCAGAUAGCCAGCCAGUCGGCAGUGUCAGCCUGGCCAUUGCCUUCGGCGUUGCCCCAUGGAAGACAAUGAUCUACGACCAGUUCCUCAUUGUUGACUGCCCAACGGCAUACAACGUUAUCAUCGGACGAACGGCGCUCACCGGAAUCAAGGCUCACCCGUCCCCCCACAUGUUGCUGAUGAAGUUCUCUACCUACAACGGUACUGGCGUUAUCAGAGGAGACCAGCUCAGUGCACGAACGUGCUAUGCGACUGCUCUGAAAUCGGUAGCUUGCAAACCUCCAAUGGAAGCCAUGUCUGUGGAGGGGCUACCGAACGGUAGCGGGCCACACCGGAUCAGCACCACCCUCAACCCCCACCUGUGGACGCAGUUCAUUGCCUUUUGCGACACCAUGCCGAGGUCUUCGCCUAGUCUUAAGACGAUAUGCCCGACAUAUCCCCAGACGUCAUCUGCCACAAGCUCAGCAUCUCCCCUUCCUAUAAGCCUAUCAGACAGAAGUGACGCUCUUAUGAUGUCGAACGGUACGAGGCCAUGCGUACCGAAGUUGACAAGCUUAAAGCCAUCGGCUUUAUCAUGGAAGCCACGUACCCUGUCUAGUUUGCGAACUCAGUCAUGGAUAGACCAGCUUGUUGAUGCAACUACCGGUCACGAGUUGCUCAGUUUCAUGGACGCCUAUUUGGGAUACAACCAUAUCUUCAUGCACCCUACCGAUAGCGAACAUACGGCAUUCAUCACGGACCGGGGACUGUACUGCUACAACGUCAUGCCGUUCGGCUUGAAAAACGCAGGGGCAACAUACCAAAGGCUUGUCAACCGAAUUUUCGCCAAACACAUCGGCAACAUCAUGGAGGUGUAUGUUGACGAUAUGCUAGUCAAGAGUCGAACGGCAGGGGAGCAUUUAGAAAACCUGGCCCUCAUGUUCGGUAUACUAAGGGACUACUGA